AUACCUAUAGGCGAGGUAACGACAUUACCCACAAUGCAUUAUUACUGCACCGUCGCCAUACUGGUAGAAGAAAAGUGAAAGAAAAUUCUAUACGUUUUGUAUGCUUGUUAAUGGUAAUUAAGUGAAAUGGAACUUCACCCAUUUGCCCUUCAGCAGGGUCAAUUUGGAUUUCACCAAGGCAAUAUAGGAAUAAUUAACAUGAAUCCCAUGCAGUUCAACAACGGCGGGGAGGAAUAUGAAGAAGGAGAAUACAUCAAUGAGAACUACGGCUAUGAGGAAGGAGGGUAUGACCUUUUACCUGGUCAUCUGGGCCAGAAACAGAACAUGGACAACCAGGCGGACUAUGAUAGAGAGAGGGACAGAGAUAGAUCAAGAAGGCGUGAUAGAGACAGGGAUGGACGCCGUAGAGAUGAGAGGAGGUCGUCUCACGAUCGUGACAGAAAUCGUAGACGAGACCGGGAUCGUGACAGGGACCGAGAUAGAGGAAGGGAUAGAAGAGACAGGGAGAGAAGUUCACACAGAUCAUCAGAUGAUGACAGGGAUUCAGACAGUCGUGAUAGCUAUCACAGGUCUGAUCAGAGAGAGGAUAGAGCGGGGGAGAAAUGGAUGACAGACACACCCACAAACACCAUCCUGCUCCGAAAUCUGCCGCCACAGGUGGAGGAAAAAGACAUUCGAGCAGAACUGAUGAUGUUUGGGGCACCUGUGCGCGAUGUCCGUCUCAUGAGAAGAAGUACAGGUACCUCACGGGGCUUUGCAUUUGUGGAGUUUCAGAGUGUGGCAGAUGCCCAGCGGUGGAUGGAUCAUUAUCAGGGCGUGCUUAACAUCCAGAACCAUUACUCAGCCACCAUGCACUACAGCACCCCAAAGACGCCUGACAAGGGCCCCAUCCACAAGACAGACUGGACCUGUAGCAAGUGUGGCGUCCAUAAUUUCAAGAGAAGGGAUCACUGUUUCAAGUGCACUUUGUCGCGAGAAGAGUCUGAGAGGAAACAGGAAGGGGAUGGCUUUGACCAGGUCGGCACAAAUCCAUGCAACACCUUAAUUUUGCGAGGAUUAGAUGCUUUGACAACUGAGGACAACAUCUUGCACGUAAUGAGUCAGAUCACCACUUUCCCUCUGAAGAAUGUUCAGAUCAUCCGUGAUGAUGCCACGAACACGUCCAAGGGGUUCGGGUUCAUGGAGCUGAACACUGUCAAUGAGGCGUCUCAGCUGAUGGACCAGUUCAAUAACCACGUUCCACUUGAAGUGGACGGCAAACAGCUGCUGGUGAAUUAUGCCAAAAAUACAUUCUCCACUGUGAUGGCCACAAUAAGUGCUGCUGCAAGCCAGUUGGGUACAGCUCAGGGCCAGGGCUGGGCUUACAACCAAGCCAACCAACAGGGUUUCUAUGAUCAGAACUAUUAUCAGGGUACAGACUACAACCAGGCAGCCUACAAUCAAUACUACGAGGGCACGCAGACGGAUUCUACAAAUGCAGCAGCAGCUGUAGCCCAGGCAGCCAUCAAUAAAUCCCUGGCAGCCAAGGCUACCCCACAACAGAAAAAGGGCCAGACCAAAGAACCUCCUCAGGCGCCAACUCAAGAGCAGAUUGCUGCCCAGGAUUACCCAACAUAUCCUCCCCCUGACGUGUCUACGUACCAGUACGAGGAAACCUCUGGGUACUACUAUGACCCCCUCACAACCUUGUACUAUGACGCCAACUCCCAGUACUAUUACAAUGCUCAGACAGGCCAGUUCCUGUACUGGGACGCAGAGAAGUCAACCUACUUACCAGCCCCCACUGGGCAUGGAGCCACCCCAGCAAGCGAGGGGGAGGGAACAUUAGAGAAGAAGAAUAAAAAGGAGGAAAAGAAGGAGAAGAAUAAAAUGGCAAAGAAAAUAGCUAAAGACAUGGAAAAAUGGGCUCAGACCAUGAAUAAGCAAAAAGAGGCAAUGAAAGGCUUUAAUGCAGCACUGAAAGCUAUGAAUGGACCUAAUGAAAGGAAAGAAUCAGCCACUGCUGAUGCAGGCUAUGCCAUUCUGGAGAAAAGUGCUAAGGGAGGUUUAGAGGACAAGAAGUUGAUGCCUCCACCAACAGUAGCUACUAACUCGCCCAGCCAGGGGUCGGGCGGUGGUAAGCCCGGUCUGGUGGCAUCCUACGGUGGUGACAGCGAUGAGGAGGAGCCCGGUGAUGACGACUCUGGAAUCCUGGACGAGAGCCGACUGACGGACUGGAACAAGCUGGCCUGUCUGCUGUGUAAGAGACAGUUCCAGACCAAGGAGAUCCUCAUAAAGCACCAGCAGAUGUCUGACCUCCACAAGCAAAAUUUAGAAAAUCUUGUGAAGAUGAAGGCUGCAGCAGGUGGGAAUGACUCGGGACAGUUUCAAUAUCGAGACAGAGCCAAGGAGAGACGUGACAAGUACGGGAUUCCCCCUCCCCCAGAACCCCGACACAAGAGACCAGAUCUUCCCGUGCCGUAUGAACAGCCUACCAAGUCUGGUAUCGGAGGAGACAACAUAGGCAAUAAGCUAUUACAGAAGAUGGGCUGGAAGGCUGGCAAAGGGCUGGGCAAGUCUGGACAGGGCAUCGUCAACCCCAUCGAGGCUGAGAGGAGAGCCCAGGCGGCUGGACUAGGGAUGAGAGGAGCUAACUAUGGCACGACCGCCGGCGAUGAUUACAGGGAGUCCGUCAAGAAAACCAUGUUUGCCAGAUAUCAUGAAAUGGACUCCUGAUGAAACACUGAUGCUAGAGUGACUGUGUAUGUGUAUUAUAUAGGAAGCUUGUGUAUGGAUGUGCUUAAAAGGAACUGGGAAAUGCAAGGAAUUCUGUUCUAACCAAUACAGACCUAAAAAGGGUGUACUGUUGUUGAAGGAAUUCUUCAAUUAUUAAUCAUUUCAUUUUGCGUAUGACCUUUGAUAUCUGUGAUUUUAAUUUGAACUCGUUAUGUUAAAAAGAUACUUUUAAGAAUCAGGUGAUGAUUGAUAAAGAAUUGGAGAAUGCCAAUAGUAUUCUACCAUUGUAAAUAUAUAAAUGCAGCAAUAAAAAUCAUUACGAAAGAAAUUCAACUGUUUUACUGUUUAAAUGGUGAUCUUAUUAUCUACUUAUUGAUAAUUAAUGUGAAUUUAAAACUGAUCUAUUUUGUCUUGAUCUUUAACUUAUAUUUUAGAUAGUGCAAUGUAAAUGAAAUUAAACGAUUGCAAGAACGACUCAUUGGCAAAGAAAGACAAAAAUUUUCAAUUGAGUAAAAUAUAAGCGUCAAACUGCUUUUUCUGUUUGAUAGUGCACAGCUCAAGUGCCUCAGACCAUCUAAUUCAAUAUCUGACAAAAAGUCAGAAUUUGCUGCUUAAUAAUAAAAAUUCAUAUUAAGUUAAAACUAU
Magallana angulata is the source of this 3360-nucleotide messenger RNA. Its product is annotated as RNA-binding protein 5-like. The record is from RefSeq and is a predicted model, not a curated record. The coding region runs from base 127 to 2715 and encodes 862 amino acids. Gene Ontology annotation, biological process: mRNA splicing, via spliceosome. Gene Ontology annotation, cellular component: nucleus. Gene Ontology annotation, molecular function: RNA binding. The transcript has 22 exons. NCBI's taxonomy places the organism in Eukaryota, Metazoa, Mollusca, Bivalvia, Ostreida, Ostreidae.